Molecule: messenger RNA, 660 nt
Organism: Leptosia nina
Lineage: Eukaryota; Metazoa; Arthropoda; Insecta; Lepidoptera; Pieridae
Source: the annotation of a GenBank genome assembly
AUGGGUUCUAUUCAGAUGCUUUUUCACAAGAAGUCAAGUUUACUAAGCGGUGUAGUUAGGACGUUAGGAACAACACCACGAGUCUUAUCGAGCCACUAUGAUGUUCUUGGUAUUACACCAAAAGCUACACAGCGGGAUAUAAAAUCUGCGUACUAUAAAUUGUCAAAAUUAUAUCAUCCUGACAAAUCAAAAGAUGAAGAAUCAGCCAAGAAAUUUAGAGCUAUCACAGAAGCUUAUGAAGUCCUAGGAAAUAUUAAUCUGAAGAAAAUGUAUGAUAAAGGUUUGAUGGUUGGAAGUGAAAAUACAUCUAGAAUGCACUAUAAACCUGAUCCAGAACCCACAGAUCCUACACUAAAGUUUUAUAAGUCUCGAGCGUCUAGGCAUAUCACUCCAACAAUAGAUGGAAAAACUCCCAUAUAUGACUUUGACGCAUGGUCCAGAGAACACUAUGGAAAUAUUUUAAAGAAAAAUCAACAUGCAAAAAAAAUCAUAAAAACCAAAAAGGAAAGUGCUGCUCUACAUGCACAGGCAAUAUAUGAAGAAUCAAUUGUUUAUUUUGUGUGUGGAGUUGCAUUCCUAUUUGUAUUUUUUGCCUUUUACGGAACUACAAAUUAUGAUGAAAACAACAUACAAAAAAAGAAAACAAAUAAAGUUGAUUGA